This is a messenger RNA of Malus domestica (apple), 1362 nucleotides long. The record is from RefSeq and is a predicted model, not a curated record. NCBI's taxonomy places the organism in Eukaryota, Viridiplantae, Streptophyta, Magnoliopsida, Rosales, Rosaceae.
AUGGAUGCCUCCAAUGUGGCUAAUCAGUCGGAGAGUCCUAUUACUCCGUUAGCAUCAACCGAUGUCGGUGACCAGAUCGAGCUAGCAGAUCAGGCCGACGUCCAAGAAGCCGCAAAAUUAGAAGGGAACAAUAGUACAGUUUUUAUAAGUAACAUGGAUCGUGAUAUUUUCAAUGCUGCAAAACAAGGCAAUCUCAAUGUCCUUAAGGAACAUGGCGAGAAUCUGGACAAAAUAUUGACUGCAACCAAGAACACAGUCCUUCAUAUCUAUACAGCAUGCUAUAGGCGCCCAACGUUCAAAGAAUCUGAGGACGAGAUACUCAAGUCAACGAACACUGUGGACGGUAUCCUUAAAAUGUGUCCAGCAUUACUAUGGCAGCAGAACGAUAGUGGUGAUACUGCCCUACACAUUGCGGCAAGAUAUGGGCGUGCUGGUAUAGUUAGAGCUCUCCUCCUAGCUACAAAAACUUAUUAUCAAGGUGACCUUGAGCAAGGCUGUGCGAUCUCAUCAGAAGAUGCCGCCUUGCAGGAGCAAAAACUCAUCAGGAAAACCAACAACAAGAAGGACACAGCGCUGCACGAAGCUGUACGCUUUAAUUACUUUGGUGUGGUGGAGGUAUUAACCAAAGAAGACCCUGAGUUUUCCUACUCUCCUAAUGAUGCCGGCGAGACUCCUCUUUACCUAGCUGUCGAGAGGGGAUACACUCAUUAUUGUCUUCAAAUACUUGAAGGUUGCAAAAAUCCAACUUAUGAAGGCCCAAAUGGUAGAACGGCUUUGUACGCUGCAAUUAUCCGCAAUGAUGAAGUAAUGACGAGAGCAUUACUAAAAUCGGAUAGAACUCUGGCAAAAGCAGCAGACGAACAAGGAGGCAUUCCGCUUCACAUGGCUGCAGAUUUUGGUUACUUGUCAAUGGUUAAGCAACUAUUGGAAUGUGAUAAAUCGACCGCCUACGUUGCUGACAAUGAUGGGCGCACAGCUCUUCACUUUGCAGCGUCCAAAGGCCAUCUAGAUAUAAUGAAAGAGCUUCUUACUCAUUGCCCUGAUUGUUGUGAACUGGUCGACAACCAAUGUCAGAAUGUGCUUCACUAUGCCAUAAAGAGCUAUCAAGUUGACGUAGUUGAUUUUGUGUUAACGGAUCUGUGGCUUAGCAACAUCCUCUUAAAUGACAAGGAUGCUAAUGGCAAUGCACCUCUUCAUUACCUUGCUCAUUAUCCCAAACACCGCUACGCGGCUUAUGAUUCUAUACUUGAUGCUAAAAUUGAUAUAAUGUCAUUCAACAAGAAAAAUUUAAACGUUUUCGACACCAUUCUAGCUAAUGAGGACAACAUAAGCAACGCACUUGAGCUGUCUGGGACUACUUAG